AUGAGAAUAUUGUCAUAUGGAGUGGCAGCAGAUGUAGUUGAUGAUUAUAUACGUAUUGGGGAAAGCAUUGCAAUUCAAAGUUUGCAAUACUUUUGUAAUUCAGUAAUUGAAAUCUUUGGACCAGAAUACCUAAGAUCUUCAACAUCAACUAACAUUGCUAGAUUACUUGCUAUUGGGGAGGUUCGUGGGUUUCCGGGUAAAGCUCCCCUUAUCCACUACACUAUUAAUGGACACAAUUAUAAUAUGGGUUAUUACUUUGUUGAUGGUAUAUACCCUCAAUGGGCAACACUAGUUCAAACAAUCUCUUCUAUCCAAGGAGCAAAGAAGAAACAUUUUGCAAUGAUGCAAGAGUCAACAAGGAAGGAUGUAGAGCGGGCAUUUGGAGUGCUCCAAUCCCGAUUUGAAAUUAUAGGUGGUGCCGUACGUUUUUGGGAUCCGAAAAUGCUUGGAAAUAUAAUGAAAAGUUACAUUAUAUUACAUAAUAUGAUUGUCGAAGAUGAGAGAGAUGAGCAUCUUGAUUUUGAUUAUGAUACUUCAUCAACCAACUCACCAGUACAACUUUCCUGUAAUACUAACAAUGACUUCCAAUCAUUUCUCUCUUGUCAUUUAGGUAUUAGAGAUAAAAAUGCAUAUCAUGCCCUCCGCAAUGAUUUAAUAGAACAUAUGUGGCAUCUUUACGGUGAAAACUAA
Molecule: messenger RNA, 690 nt
Organism: Camellia sinensis
Lineage: Eukaryota; Viridiplantae; Streptophyta; Magnoliopsida; Ericales; Theaceae
Source: RefSeq, a predicted model, not a curated record